Molecule: messenger RNA, 1784 nt
Organism: Peromyscus eremicus (cactus mouse)
Lineage: Eukaryota; Metazoa; Chordata; Mammalia; Rodentia; Cricetidae
Gene: Gabarapl1
Product: GABA type A receptor associated protein like 1
Exons: 4
Coding region: 266-619 (117 amino acids)
Biological process (GO): macroautophagy; cellular response to nitrogen starvation; autophagy of mitochondrion
Cellular component (GO): autophagosome membrane; cytosol; autophagosome
Molecular function (GO): GABA receptor binding; ubiquitin protein ligase binding
Source: RefSeq, a predicted model, not a curated record
CCGCCCUGGUGUUUUUGUGUUCCCAGCUCCUGGGGAAAGCCACCCGAUUUCUUUACCUGGUGGUCUUUUACCUUCGGGCCGGGAGAUCUCCAGAUCCCUCUCUGGACGUUUGGCCGCGUAGUACGGCGACGGGCGCGUGGGAGCUGACGCGGGUGGAGCGAUUGUGAUAAGGUUGACAUUGAUCGGGGGCGGCCAGACGCGAGACACAGUCACCAGCGCGCGCUGCAGGCCCCGUCCGGGGAGCCCGAAAAACCUGCGGUCCAUCAUGAAGUUCCAGUAUAAGGAGGACCAUCCCUUCGAAUAUCGGAAAAAGGAAGGUGAAAAGAUUAGGAAGAAAUACCCGGACCGGGUGCCGGUCAUCGUGGAGAAGGCUCCUAAAGCCAGGGUCCCUGAUCUGGACAAGAGGAAGUACCUUGUGCCCUCUGACCUCACCGUUGGCCAGUUCUACUUCUUAAUCCGGAAGAGAAUCCACCUGAGACCUGAGGACGCCUUAUUCUUCUUUGUCAACAACACUAUCCCUCCCACGAGUGCCACCAUGGGCCAGCUGUAUGAGGACAACCACGAGGAAGACUAUUUUCUGUAUGUGGCCUACAGUGAUGAAAGUGUCUAUGGGAAAUGAGGCAGAAGCCCAGCAGAUGGGAGCACCUGGACUUGGGGGUAGGGGUGGGGUGCGCGUGGGACUUGGGGAACCAGAGGGAGGGCUCCCAACCAUGGAGGAGACGCAAGGUGAAGACAUCGGAAAACAUCACACCGUACACACUGUCGUCUUUUUUUCACAAGCUCAAUUGUUAGUUUUCUCCGCUUCCUCAGCCCAGGAAGAACUUGUGUUGGAUUGGCUGUGAGAGCGGGAUGGGGACGACAUCAUUCACAGCCUUCCUGUGAGUUUUCGUGCGGUUUCAUGAGAAGGUUGGGAGGAGGGCAGGUGGCCACUAGAGAAGAAUACAGUUCAGCAGCAACUCCUGUCUCUUUGGGCAGAGGUUUGAUUUUUGGUAUUUGCAUAGGCCACAUAGAGAAAGGGGGAAAAAUGCUUUAGGAGCUGUAGGGGACCAUACCUAAGGGACCAAAAAAUACCCACUGUCAAUGAAGCAUUGUGACCCCCAACUUCUGUCUCCAAUUCCUCCCUCUCCUAAUCCUUUUCUUCCACACAAGUGUCACACACCGCCCCAGGUGUGGCAGUGGACGUUUGCACAGACUUUUAGAUGGAGUCCUCUUGGGAAAUAGGGUUGUGCGGGAACGUGGUUGUGACUGCCCGUAGUUUGGAUGGCAUUAAACUGGAGUUCAGGGUUGAACAUCUCUUCUUCUCAUCCCAUAAGUACCUUAGAAUUUCAGGAGCCUCAGGAUCAGUCCUUUAGCAUUUCCUUCAGCUUUCUCAUGUACAGGGACAGAGUGUCUACUGGAGGGUCCAGGUUACAAGGUAAGCUAGAUUACACACCUGCCACUUAUCCUCCCCCUGCUGCGGGCUCUUCAGUCUCACACGCACCGGAAUGCUAAGUGAUGGCCAGCUGUUUCCCUCCAUGCUGUCUGCUGUUCAGAAAAGAUGGAGUGAGGACUCCAGCGUUUCAUGGGGCUUUUACUCAUUCAUUUUCAUCUAGGGGCUAUGUGGGGAGGGGGCGGGAGCAGGAAUCGCAUUCACACAUGACAUUUCAAUUCAUCUCUAGAAAUGAAGAGCGUCCUCCCUGCUGGGAGCAAUCUGUCUGUCUGCCUUGUCAGCUGCAGGUUCUGAUACUUUGAAGUCAAUGCUGUCAGGCCAGGGAAAUAAAAUAACUGCUUACCUUAAAAAUCCA